AUGAUCAGUGAGUCUUCCCCAUCUCCCAUCCCCUUCAGGGAGAUCAACCCACUCUUCUUCUUCACGGAGGCCCAGAGCAGUGGGGAAGAGAUUCUGCGACGCAAAGAGCAUUGCGAGUUCAAAGCCCUGCGAUGCAAAGCCUGGCAGGUGCAAGAAGCACAGCUGAUGAAAGUGGGCAAGAAGCGUGCCGAGGGCGACAGUGACGCGGGCCAGGACCAUGAGGCCUUCCAGGCCUCGGUCAGAUUCUGGGAAUUUCCAACGCGGCUGGCAGCGCUGCGUCAGAUUUUCCCGGACGCCGGCGUGCGGUGCCCGGCGCGGCCGCUGGGGGGCGCGGCGCGGGGCGCGGAGCGUGGGAAGCGCGGGCGCGCGGGCAGGCUGAGCUCACACGCCCGGGCAGCGGCGGCGGGGCCGGCGUCCGCAGCGGCUGCGCAUCUCGCACCUCCCGCGGGGCGCUCCCGGGGCGGCCGGGCGGGUGGCGCAGUCCCCCCGGAGGAAAGCCGCCGCGGGAGAGGACUGGAGAAUGGCAGAACAGAGGGACAGAGGGACACCGGCCCAGCCAAUCCUGAGCUGUGCAGCACUUUCCCCCAACAGACCCAGAGGAGGGGGCUGCUGGCUCCCCGCCCCUCCCCUGCCUGUGGCCCCCUUGCUGCUCCCCUGUGGGAAGGGCAGCCUGGCCACCUGAGGCUGCAGGGGCAGAGGCUGGCAUGGGCCAGGGUGGUGAUGGUGCCGCAGCCCCUCCCGGUGGCCCAGCGUGGGAAGAAGAACGAAGAGCCAGAACCAGCUUCAAGGUUCUUCCUUUGUGACCUCACUACCUGGACUCUUCAGGCGUGAGCAGACCUGUGUGAUGUGGGAAAGAAGAGGUGGCGGCCAUGGCAUCAGAGGAGCUGGCAGGGCAGAAGCCAAGGUAAGGCCAGGCUGCCGGGAGGUGUACCGGACCCUCCUGGGCAUUUGGCAUCCUCACCCCCUGCCCCUGACAGUCACUCCAUUUCCAGGAGUGACACCAGUACGUUUUUUUUUUGAUGAGUCCAAGGAUAAAUACAAAUGAUGUUGGGGUUACCUAUUUUGUUUUUUAACAUUUUAUUUAAAAUUUUGAGUUUUCCGUCUUUGUUGGUGGCCAUCACGGGGGUGGGGGCUGAUUAGAUUGGCAAAUCCUGAUGUUCACUACUUCCUUUAUUCUGAUGGAAAGGACUAAGAUGAUGGUUGUGGGGGCUCAGGAGCCAGGUUCUAGGUUACUGCUGUCUGAGUUGGCUACGAGGGCAGUCGAAACCAGACGCCUCCGAAGUCCCGUUCAGUGAUGGUAAACAUCUGAAUGGAUUGGAUUGUACAGAUGAACGUGUGUAUAUUUAGAAAGUCACACCCAAUAGAGAAAGAACCAGCUUGCUCAUCCCGCCUGCAGGUCUGAGCCCACCCGGGGUCACAUCCUCUUACUCCGUGAUCGGCUGAAGUCACUUCCUUCUGUACCGAGGGCUGCCCACGCCCAGCCACUGUUUCCUGCACAGGGCCAGGAAGUCAGGUCACGCCCCUCCUAACCUCUUGGUAGCGUAUAGUUAUCUCCGAGUGUUCUGGCUUCUUUUGCCUUGGUCCCUGAGCCUCCUUAACUUAGCUACCACCUUGC
Myotis daubentonii (Daubenton's bat) is the source of this 1615-nucleotide messenger RNA. RefSeq lists its product as uncharacterized. The transcript is spliced from 5 exons. The coding region runs from base 1 to 831 and encodes 276 amino acids. The record is from RefSeq and is a predicted model, not a curated record. NCBI's taxonomy places the organism in Eukaryota, Metazoa, Chordata, Mammalia, Chiroptera, Vespertilionidae.